CUUGUCCAGUUCAUUUUUUUAUGCGUCCGUUUUGGGACAUGCGCAAAUCGUCUUGAGUUUCCGGCUGUUGUAGGGUUACUAAAGGGCAGGUCCUGGAGCGGGGGCGGCUGCGGGAUUACGUGCGGUGGUUGUAUAAAACGAAAAACAGAAGAGGAAGAACAGAGUUAGCACAAACGACAAUAGGCCAAACAAUGUGAAGAGCAAAUCGAGUACAUCAAAAUGUUAUUAAAGAAAUAUGUAAAAACGCGUCGCAAGGUGAAGAUUCUGUUGCUGGUGACGAUUGUGGCGCUGAUUGUGAUCACCUGCAUCAUUUUGCUGGGCAGUGCGGGGCCAAAUGGUUCGACCAUUGAGCGUUUGCUGGACGAACGUUUCAUUGCGCGCGCCUAUCAACCGCAGUCGGAGCAACUGCAGCAGCAGCAGCCAAAGGAGCAGCCUGUUCCUCUGCUGCAGUCUCGUCGGGAAAAUGGGGUCAUUGUGCCGGAAAAGUAUGACGAGCAGAAGAUCAAGUCGCGCAUCAUGGCGAAUCGUCUGCAGCAGGUGAAGCAACAGCAGCGGGACAACGAGGCGGAGCAGACACGCACCACUGUCGAUGCUCUGGCCACAGCUGUGCACAUUUUCUAUACGGCUCCUGUGCCGUGGUACAAGUCCAAGAAACCGCCACUGCCGCAGCCAGAGCAUCCCAAUGAGGUGGCUUUGCCGCUGACCACCCCAAAGCCAGUGAAGAUCCUGAAUACCGCUUUCUAUCCGGCCUUGGGCUUGUAUAAGCCGAGUGCCAAGCUGCUGGGUCAGCACUUUGAUAACAUCCGAAGCUGUGGCAUUGGCGUGCUCAUACUCAGCUUUGUUCGGCCAUCGGAUCCGGCGCUGCUUCAUCAAAUCCUCGAGCUGGCUCCACAGCAUAAUCUCAGCGUCACCUUUGAGCUGAGCGUAGCGGGCAAUCGUACGCUGGAGUUUGUACGUCAGCAGCUGCAGGAGAUUGCGGCAUAUGUGGAGCUGCCUGGCUUUUAUCGCGUGUGGAGUCAAUCUCAUGCGGCUUUGCUGCCCGUACUCUAUGUGAGCAACGCCUAUAAGCUAAGCGAGAGUCUUGGUCGCCAGCUGUGCCGGCCCACAGUUCAGGAGCUGGCCGAACAGCAGGCUGCGCACAAAGAGGCAGGCGGUCUACGCCGCGUGCUGGAUGCAUUGUUCAUUGGGCACAUCAGGCUCAAGAGUCAUGCGGAUGUGCUGCGUCGCUUGUGCUUCGAUGGCUUCUACAGCAAAUUGCCAAGCAAUGGCGCUGUCUUUGCCAGCACCUGGAAGAACUGGUCAUAUCUCAAGUCCUAUGCGCUCUCCUACAAAAUGUUGUUUGUGCCAACGGUGGGUCCAGGCUUUGCGGAGCGCAAUAAAUUUCCACGUCACGGGGAUAUUCAACGUCACCGGAGCAAUGGACGGUACUAUGGCGUAGCCUGGCGCACAGCUAUAUUGAACCAUGUGGGAUUCAUCAACAUAGCCAGCUACAACAAUUGGCCUGAUGGCAGCCAAAUCGAGGAGGUGAUGCCACGUGCCGGCUUCCUUGAUUACAAUCCCGGUUCGCGCACCAAGUAUCUAGAUCUGACGGCCCACUGGGUGGGCAAUUUCUUAAAGACCCGCCAGGAGGCGGCGACGGCGGCAGCGGGUGCGGCGCAGAACUGUUAUGAGCUGCUCAAUAAUACGAUUUGUUGAGGCCGACGUUGAUGCGUGCACAAUUCGUGAUCGAAGUUCAAGUUGAAGUGGAAGUCGAAGUUAGUUCACGGAAUAACUCAUAUCGUCGAUUCAAUGUGUUGCCUUACCCCAUGGAGCGGCCUCCAUUCGGUGUGCGUUUACUUUAAAUGCAAUCAAUUGCAAUUGCCACUCAAUUACUUUCUUAACUGUUAACAAGUCUUCUACUACUUAUAUGCCUAUAUAGCAACCAGAACAAUUAUCUAUGUAUCUGCCAAAAAGUAAAACUCUAUAUAAAGUGCAAGCAAUAUAUA
Messenger RNA from Drosophila hydei, 1985 nucleotides. Its product is annotated as glycoprotein endo-alpha-1,2-mannosidase. Gene Ontology annotation, molecular function: alpha-mannosidase activity. NCBI's taxonomy places the organism in Eukaryota, Metazoa, Arthropoda, Insecta, Diptera, Drosophilidae. Bases 220 to 1695 code for a protein of 491 amino acids. Gene Ontology annotation, cellular component: Golgi apparatus. The record is from RefSeq and is a predicted model, not a curated record. The transcript has 3 exons.